CUGACAAUGAAAACAACAUUGCCUCAAACCAGCCCAGGUCACCUCCAGCGGUGGGGGAAGAGAAGUGGAAGCCUCAGCCGCAGAGGAACAACUCCAACAAUACAUCAGCUGGCAGCUCCCUCCUGAACAGCCCGAUCCCGGAGAAGGAGCGGCAGAACAUAGCAGAGCGGCUGCUGAGGGUGAUGUGCGCUGACCUGGGGACGCUGAGUGUGGUGAGCGGCAAAGAGUUUGUUAAACUGGCGCAAAGUCUUGUUGACAACGGUGCUCGCUACGGCGCUUUCUCCGUUACGGAGAUCCUUGGCAACUUCAGCACGCUGGCCCUCAAGCACUUGCCCCGGAUGUACAACCAGGUGAAGGUGAAGGUCACCUGCGCUCUUGGAAGCAAUGCCUGCUUGGGCAUCGGCGUCACCUGUCACUCGCAGAGCGUUGGCCCCGAUUCCUGCUACAUCCUGACAGCCUACCAGGUGGAAGGCAGCUGCAUCAAGAGUUACGUCCUGGGGAUCAAAGGGGUGGACAUUCGCGACAGCGGGGAUUUGGUCCACCACUGGGUGCAAAACGUGCUCUCCGAGUUCGUUAUGUCCGAGAUCCGGACCGUGUACGUCACGGACUGCAAAGUGAACUCCUCCGCGUUCUCCAAGGCGGGCAUGUGCUUGCGCUGCUCUGCGUGUGCCUUGACCUCCGUAGUGCAGAGCGUGCUUAACAAGCGCACCCUCCAAGCACGCAACAUGCACGAGGUCAUUGAGCUGCUGAAUGUCUGUGAGGACCUGGCGGGAUCCGCAGGGAUCUCCAAGGAGACCUUUGGCUCCCUGGAGGAGACCUCCCCUCCCCCCUGCUGGAACUCCAUCACGGACUCUCUGCUUUUGGUCCACGAACGUUACGAGCAGAUCUGUGAGUUUUACAGCCGGGCCAAGAAGCUAAACCUCAUCCAGAACCUCAACAAGCACCUGCUGAGCAACUUAGCCGCCAUCCUGGCUCCGGUGAAACAAGCCGUCAUCGAACUGAGCAACGAGAGCCGGCCCACCUUGCAGCUGGUGCUGCCAACCUACGUGAAACUGGAGAAACUCUUCACCUCAAAGGCCAACGACGCGGGCAUUGUCAGCAAGCUGUGCCACCUUUUCCUGGAAGCCCUGAAGGAGAACUUCAAGGUGCAUUCAGCUCACAAGGUAGCUAUGAUCCUGGACCCUCAACAGAAACUGCGCCCGGUGCCCCCUUACCAGCACGAGGAGAUCAUCGGCAAGGUGUGCGAGCUGAUCCACGAGGUGAAGGAAUCUUGGGCCGAGGAGCCCGAUUUUGAGCCCGCCUCCAAAAAAUCCCGGACCCCCAGCGAGAGUUCUCCGACUCGGGAGGAAGACCGCUCGGGCAAAAGCGAGGUCUACGAUUACUUGCAAGAGCCCCUUUUUCAGGCGGCCCCGGACCUCUUCCAGUACUGGUCCUGUGUGACGCAGAAGCACACCAAGCUGGCCAGGCUGGCCUUCUGGCUCCUGGCAGUGCCCGCUGUGGGGGCCAGGAGCAACUGCGUCAACAUGUGUGAACAAGCCCUCCUGAUUAAGAGGCGCCGACUGCUGAGCCCCGAGGAUAUGAACAAACUCAUGUUCUUGAAGUCCAACAUGCUUUAAAACAAGGUGUUGGGGGGGGGGUUUGUGGGAGGGGGCACACGCCCUUCCAGAACACUGUUCCAAAUCCAGAAUCCACUGUGGACCUCAUUCGGAACGCCCUGGGAAAUUUAAAAAAAAAAGUGCUUUUGAUACACAUAUUGAUACCUCUAAGAUCAGUGUUUCUCAACCUUGGCCAACUUGAAGAUGUCUGGACUUCAGCUC
Thamnophis sirtalis is the source of this 1817-nucleotide messenger RNA. NCBI's taxonomy places the organism in Eukaryota, Metazoa, Chordata, Lepidosauria, Squamata, Natricidae. The record is from RefSeq and is a predicted model, not a curated record.